Messenger RNA from Lotus japonicus, 807 nucleotides. RefSeq names its product DNA repair RAD52-like protein 1, mitochondrial. The transcript has 4 exons. The record is from RefSeq and is a predicted model, not a curated record. Gene Ontology annotation, molecular function: DNA binding. Bases 50 to 577 code for a protein of 175 amino acids. Gene Ontology annotation, biological process: double-strand break repair via homologous recombination. NCBI's taxonomy places the organism in Eukaryota, Viridiplantae, Streptophyta, Magnoliopsida, Fabales, Fabaceae.
AGAGUCGAAGAAGAAGAAGGUUGUGUUGUGUUGUGUUGUGUUGUUGAGAAUGGCGUCAGCGUCUUCUUGUUCCCUGAAAUUGAAAGACUUGAGCAGAGGAGCAAUCUGUUGUUGGAAGUGGAAUCGCUGUUACUCCAAGUUCAGCCAUGGAAUCGACGAGGGUGAGGAUGCUUCGAUUCCGAGUUCGGGAAUCUGCAGGCCACUCUCUGCAAUACUGAAGGAGCUCAACAAGAAAGUCCCCGAUUCCCUAGUCAAAACCCGCCUCGAGAACGACGGCACACCCAUCAGAUACAUUCCCUGGCAUGUUGUGAACCGCAUUUUGAACUUACACGCUCCUGAGUGGUCUGGUGAGGUUCGAAACAUCUCCUAUUCUGCUGAUGCCAAGUCUGUCUCUGUUGUUUACCGCGUUACCCUUUACGGGACUGAUGCUGAGAUUUUUAGGGAAUCAACUGGUACUGCUUCAGUGAGUGACACAAGUUAUGGAGAUCCUGUACAGAAGGCUGAAGCAAUGGCAUUUCGCAGAGCUUGUGCACGCUUUGGGCUGGGGCUCCAUCUUUAUCAUGAAGACGCACCAUAAUCUAAUGUUCUGCUACUCAGGUUUGAUCUCUUGGUAAUUUGCUACUGUUUGCUAUACUGAAUUUACGGAAGGAUCGCCUUAAAUGAGAUCAUGUAGAUUAGUUAGUACUUAGUAGUAGAAGGGAAGCAUUUUGUUACUUGUCACUUGAUUGUGGCCUACUAAACUUGGACCCUCUUGUGUUAUGUUUGCCAUAUGUUUUAUCUUUUUGGAGUCCUCCAUUUAUCUGGUUA